AUCGGGGCCAUGCAGACUUUUUGCAAAGAUCCCUUCUGUAAUGCACGCAAAAUAGUCUGCGCAAAAGUGCUAUUAAAGGCGGACAAGGGUGUGAGUGUGAUACGUUUUUAAGGCCAGCCAAUUAAAAACCUCAGAAACAUUGAAAAAGGAAUCCAUGUCCCCAUAGCUACGAUUGGAAUGACUCCCCAGAUGCUGCUUUAGAUCGGCGCUCGCGCUCCUGCCAGCCAAGGAGCAAUCGAAGAAGCCAGAGAGGAGAGGAAAGGCGUGGCAACGGCUUUUGCCCAGAGGGUCCAGUCGCUUGCCUCGUUGGUUGCCCCUUGUGUGCCUGCCCGCCCACCCGCCCGCGAGGAGGAGGAGGGGGGCUUCGCCACGCGACCCAAGGCGAAGCCAUCGCCCCGCCAGCCUUUGCAAAGCAGGCAGGACACCGAGCUGGUGUGGAGGAGCCCCUUCCUUCUUCGCCCAGCGAGGCCAAAGUCUCCCGUCUCAACUCCUGGCCCGGCUGCUCCCGUCUCCCACCACGCGCCUGCUCCAGCGGAGGCGGCGAGGGGAGGGCUCCACGUGACACCCACUCCGGGGCACCGUCGGACUCCGGCGGCGUCCGCUCGCUUUCUCUUUGAAAAAAACUCAACUUUUUGCACCAAUGAAGAGCAGGAAGGCGGAGAGAGCAGCAGCAGCAGCAGCAGGAGGGAGGAGAGGGCGGCCGUGGCAGCAGCAGCAGGCGCCGAGCAGCCCCCGCUGAGCAUCCGGGCUGCGGUCCUGAGCGAGCUGGAGCCGCUCCCAAGAGCCCAGAUACGCUCCCUUUGACAGUGAUGUGCAUUUGAGCUGCAGCCAUGUCUAUGUACCUGAAGCAUUUCACAGUCGUGGGUGAUGACCCUGCCCAGUGGAAUAAUGACUACAGGAAGUGGGAGGAAGAGGAACUGGAAGAAGGCGAAGGAAAGACCCCCGAGUCCGCCGUUAAAGCAGACCCUGCACCUAGGCCUCUGACUUUCCGGGAAGCGAUGAAAAAGCUGUUCCAAUCGCACAAAUUUCAGAUCUUGAUUGUCUGUCUUGUGAUCUUGGAUGCCUUGUUGGUCCUGGGGGAAUUGCUUCUGGAUUUGAAAGUCAUCCAUCCAGACAAAGAGGAGAUCGCACCAAGGGUUUUGCAUUACCUGAGCCUUUCUAUCGUCUCCCUCUUCCUGGUGGAAGUGGCGUUUAAACUCUUUGCCUUUCGCUUGGAGUUCUUCCACCACAAGUUCGAGGUCCUAGAUGCCGUGGUGGUGGUCAUUUCUUUUGUUAUCGACAUUGUCCUCCUGUUCCGGGAAAACGAGUUCGAAGCCCUCGGAUUGCUGAUCCUUCUCCGGCUGUGGCGAGUGGCCAGGAUUAUCAAUGGAAUAAUUCUGUCCAUUAAGACACGCUCGGAGCAGCAGAUGUCGAAGCUGAAACAAGCCAACCUUCAGCUCACUGUAAAGGUCCAACAGCUAGAAGGCAGCUGUGUGGAGAAGGAGCUAGAAAUUGAGAGGCUUACUAAGCUGCUGCAGCAACAUGGACUCCUUAGCCAGGCCCGGUAGGUGCUUGGCUGCCCGUGCUGGGAGGACCAAACCCCACCACUGAGGAGCAAAUCUGUUUCUAUACUGUGACUUUCCGAAAAUGCCAUCUUGUACAUUCCCUACUUUGUCUAUCAGCAUCUUCUGCCCCUGUUAUAUCUUCAUAACGCAAUCAGUGUUGUAAAAUGAGCAUAAGACCAUUCCCACAUCUUUAAUUGUAUAGCUGUACAGUUUAAAAAAAAUAGGUAAACAUUAAUUUAAUAAAAUCAAUUCUGUACAACA
Hemicordylus capensis (graceful crag lizard) is the source of this 1805-nucleotide messenger RNA. It is a transcript of the gene HVCN1, whose product is annotated as hydrogen voltage gated channel 1. The transcript has 6 exons. Gene Ontology annotation, molecular function: voltage-gated proton channel activity. Gene Ontology annotation, cellular component: plasma membrane. Bases 831 to 1547 code for a protein of 238 amino acids. The record is from RefSeq and is a predicted model, not a curated record. NCBI's taxonomy places the organism in Eukaryota, Metazoa, Chordata, Lepidosauria, Squamata, Cordylidae. Gene Ontology annotation, biological process: proton transmembrane transport.